Diatraea saccharalis (sugarcane borer) is the source of this 483-nucleotide messenger RNA. The record is from the annotation of a GenBank genome assembly. NCBI's taxonomy places the organism in Eukaryota, Metazoa, Arthropoda, Insecta, Lepidoptera, Crambidae.
AUGGUAAUCGCUAUUAACGAUAUGGUUCCUGGGCCUCCGAUAAACGUUUGCGUCAACGAUGUUAUAGUGGUAGAAGUGAGGAACAAGAUACCAGACCAAGAUGUGACGAUACACUGGCAUGGCAUCAGUCAAAAGGGUACACCUCACAUGGACGGAGUGCCGAUGGUGACACAGUGUCCGAUAGCGUACGGAACCAGUUACAAAUACGCUUUCAUUGCGUCAUCUCCGGGUACAUUUUUCUAUCACGCUGAUUCAGUGUCCCAUCAAAGCGAUGGAGUGUACGGCUCCUUGAUCGUGAACCAGCCCCAACCACAGGAGGUCCACGCAGCCUUAUACGACUACGACCGCAGCGUUGAGAACACUUUCGUCAUCGGUGCCCAGUUUCCCGCUCUUCUCUCUGCCAACCUCGAGGAUGUGGCUCAACUACCGCCUAAUUCACUAGUCAUCAACGGCGAUGACGAAAACUUCAAGUACGUGUUAUAA